AUGUCCCUUUCCAUCUUCCUCCUAUGGCUUGUAUGCAUCCCCCUCUCUGUCCAUCCACUCCCUGCUCCUAGAGGUUUUCAAUUAAAUUGUGGUGCGUCCGAGGACAUAACUCAUGGCAACCUCAAAUACAUUCCGGACAAAGGUUUCAUAUCUGUUGGAAACAAAUCAGCCAUCAAAACAGCAGAUGUAUUGCCUUUAUUGUCCACAUUGCGCUUCUUUCCUGAUACCUCAGCAAAAAAAUAUUGCUAUGUACUUCCUGUGAUCAAAGGAGGGAAAUAUUUAGUUAGGACUACCUAUUAUUAUGGAGGUUAUGAUGGGGGGAAAGAGCCUCCAGUAUUUGACCAGAUUAUUCAAGGGACUAAAUGGAGCACUGUCAAUACCACAGAAGAUUAUGCGAAUGGGAUGAGUUCAUAUUAUGAGAUUAUUGUGGCUUCAUUGGCUAAGACAUUGAGUGUUUGUCUUGCAAGAAAUGUGCACACUACUUCUAGUCCUUUUAUAUCAGCUCUUGAAAUAGAGUACCUUGGAAAUUCGGUGUACAAUUCGACAGAUUUUUCAAAGUAUGCACUUGUUACUGUUGCUCGAGACAAUUUUGGAGCAGAUGAAGAAAUAAUUGGUUUUCCAGAUGAUCAAUUCAACCGGUUGUGGCAGCCAUUUAUAGAUCAGAACCCUGUUGUUGAAUGCCAAAACAAUAUUAGUUCUUCAGAGUUUUGGAACUUUCCUCCUCAGAGAGCAUUCGCAUCAGCAAUCACAACAAGCAGAGGAAAGACAAUAAAAAUCCAGUGGCCACCAGUGUCGCUUCCCAGCACCAAAUACUACAUCGCACUCUAUUUCCAGGACAACCGGACACCGAGCCCAUACAGCUGGAGGGUCUUCAGUGUUUCUAUUAAUGGACAGAAUUUUUACAAGGAUCUCAAUGUGACAGCAAACGGUGUGACUGUUUAUGGAUCAGAGUGGCCUCUUUCUGGGCAGACAGAAAUCACCUUGACUCCAGGGAACAAUAUACCUGUUGGACCUGUGAUCAAUGCUGGUGAAAUAUAUCACAUUUUGCCUCUUGGUGGAAGAACUCGAACAAGAGAUGUGAUGGCAAUGGAACAUUUAGCAAGAAGGUUUGUUAAUCCACCGUCCGAUUGGAGUGGCGACCCUUGCCUGCCUCCAGAGAAUUCGUGGACAGGAGUUAAAUGUUCCCAAGAUAAAUUGGCUCGAGUUGUUGCUUUGAACCUUACAAGCAUGGGCAUCUCUGGGUCACUACCCUCAAGCCUAGCCAAUCUAACUGCAGUCACCCAUAUUUGGCUAGGAGGGAACAAACUCUCAGGUUCUAUCCCAAACUUGAGCACACUGAAAGAGCUACGAACUCUGCAUUUGGAAAACAAUAAGCUCGAAGGGACGAUUCCUCAAUCUUUAGGCCAACUUGGGCAGCUUCACGAGUUAUUCCUCCAAAAUAACAAUCUUGAUGGCAGGGUCCCAGAUUCGCUGCGAAAUAAGAAGGGCUUAAAUAUUCAGGUGUCUCCUGGGAAUCAUCACUCUUCCUGA
Molecule: messenger RNA, 1530 nt
Organism: Populus nigra (black poplar)
Lineage: Eukaryota; Viridiplantae; Streptophyta; Magnoliopsida; Malpighiales; Salicaceae
Product: probable LRR receptor-like serine/threonine-protein kinase At1g67720
Exons: 9
Coding region: 1-1530 (509 amino acids)
Molecular function (GO): protein binding
Source: RefSeq, a predicted model, not a curated record